ACGCAUUAGCAAAGACGCACUUUCUCACUUGUGAAUCACACUCAUCUCGGACUCGCGUCAUCAUGUCUUCCAAAUACUCUACUUUACCUGACAUUGAUGACCAACCUGAUGUCUUUGAAACAGAAGACAGCGAAGGGAACGAUCACAUUCGCAGCUUUGAGAGUCAGGAAGCGCAAUAUAGUGAUGACGAAAACGAAGACGUCGAUAAGCAAGGAGUGCCACUCAAAGACGCCGCUUCACGUUUCCAGGGAGCGGUUGUAGAUGCAUCUGACACAGAUUUUUCAGAUCGUCUGACUCGACGCCGUAAGGCCAUGUAUCGAACUUUCAUUAAACGGUCAACAUUGGAAACAUCGGAAUAUGAGCUACUUCCGAAAGAUCCUACAUUGCAUGAGACGUCACUUCAAAAGCUCCGUCGCCUUCAAUACGAACUCCAGGAGCUGUCGGAUGAAGUUGAAAAGAAGAAGGAGGAUGAAGUGACCAGUACAGAAGUGCGUCAGGGCGACCUCCUGUCGCAGAUAUCAUACCUACAGUCUGACCUCUCUCGAAUCAGCAGCAGUCUUACUGGCCGCGGAGAGGAUGAGCAGGAUGGAUUGACAGCACAGGCCGCAGAGGCUCGACAACUAAUCAAACAAUUGGAAGUGUACAAAAGCAUCGUUGCUGCUGACGACCAUGUUCCAAAUGAGCAAGAGAAAGGUGCUGCCCCAGCUAAAGAUGCAAAUGGAGAGACUUUGACCUAUGAAUUGUUUUACAACCCUAAAACAGCGCAACAUUUCAAGCAAGCCCAAAUUGUUGAGAUCGAUAGCCGUAUUGCAAAGCUUGAACAAUUGAUCGGUUACAGCUCUGGUGAUAACGUCGAUAGCUUGCCAAAUAACCUGUCAUCGACCUCCAUUGUUGCCUUGGUGUCGAAGCUGGAAAAGCAAAUGACUGUCUUAUCUCAACCAAGACAUUUGGACAUGAUUAGCAGACGAGUCAAAUUGGUCAACAGUGAACUCGAUAAACUCAACGAGCUUAAGCAUGGGAAAGGCGAAGCUAUUAACAACAGCAGUUACGGGAACAACCAGAAAAACGGAGAAGUAAAUGCUGUCUCAGAUGCUACGGACGAUAGAAUCAACACUCUAUUUGACUUGAUGAAGAAAGUCGAACCUAUGUUAAACAUAACUCCGGCAGUACUCACACGAUUAAAGGCUCUUCAGGGGCUUCAUACGGAGUCUGCAACAUUCUCUGAGUCGAUCAAGAUGAUAUCUGAGGAACAGGCGAAAAUCACUGACGAGUUAGAAAAUUUAGGUGGAGUCAGCAACAAGCUGCAAAAAUCCUUCCAAGAAAACGAUGCCAAUAUACAAGCUAAUAUGCAAAUCAUGGAUGAUAGAAUGACAGAUCUUCUUCGUCGCAUCAAUAAUCUAAAUACCAGUUCCUAAAUCCUUUUUAUUUUGUUACCUAUACCCUCAAAGCAAAAUCAAAAUAUGAAAUGAUACAUGCCUUUAAGAGACACUGGUUUGAAGUAGAGCAAAAAAUUUCGGUUCAAAAACUGAUGAUUUUAAAAACCGGUU
Umbelopsis ramanniana AG is the source of this 1547-nucleotide messenger RNA. RefSeq lists its product as uncharacterized. The record is from RefSeq and is a predicted model, not a curated record. Bases 63 to 1415 code for a protein of 450 amino acids. Gene Ontology annotation, biological process: mitotic spindle organization. Gene Ontology annotation, cellular component: dynactin complex; cytoplasm. NCBI's taxonomy places the organism in Eukaryota, Fungi, Mucoromycota, Umbelopsidomycetes, Umbelopsidales, Umbelopsidaceae. The transcript is spliced from 9 exons.